AUGGAAAAGGAAUCAAUCAAUUCAACUUUGUUACAAAUUGAUACUCAAUUCAAUUACAAUUCAAGUAACCACGGGUCUAGAGAAAAUUCGCGAACUACUUCAUACGAUAUCAUAAAUGUAAAUUUCAAUAAUAAUAAAAUUCCUAGCUCCAAUAAUGUGAUAUCUCCUACCUUAUUACCUAUUCAAGCCCAACUGACACCACCCCCAUCUAAUAAUGGCAGUAGUAAUGGUAGCAGUGUAGGAUGCCAAAAUAAAAACUUCUCCUUGUAUGAGCACUAUCACAUUUCUCAAAACGAUUUUUUGACUAAAUCCUCACCAAUCAAAAAAUCUCCACUAUUAAUAGGCACAAAUCCAAACAUGUUACCACAUAAUUUGAUAAGCAAUCACCAAAAUAAUGUAUCACACAAUAGUAACUCACUAAAUAAUUCCACCCCUACUAGAAUUAAAAGACCAAUGAAUGCCUUUAUGGUGUGGUCAAGAGGGCAAAGACGAAAAAUGGCCCAAGAGAAUCCAAAAAUGCAUAACUCUGAGAUUAGCAAGCGUCUAGGCAGCGAUUGGAAACUUUUAACAGAAUCAGAAAAAAGACCAUUUAUAGACGAAGCUAAACGACUUCGAGCGGUGCAUAUGAAAGAUCACCCUGAUUAUAAAUAUAGACCUAGAAGAAAGACAAAAAAUUUGAUCAAAAAGGAUACAAAUAUAAAUACCUCUUCAAUAAAUUAUCAAAAUUCUCAGAUGAAUGUUUCCUCAUCUACUAAUAACAAAAAUUUUCAACAAAACAAAUCAAACACCCCUCUCAUUAGUACAAUUCCUCACAAUCAUCAUUCCUCAAUAUUUGGAAAUUCCAAUAUAUCUGGUGAAGUUUCGUACUAUGGAUCUAUGAGGGAUUCCAAUAAUAUAAUGACAAAUCAACUAUCUUCUAAUUUUCCAACUUACAACGGUUCUUUAACUAACAAUGGAAGUGAUAUUUCUUCAUACUCAGCUUAUCCCCACCCUUUUAUGUUGAAUCCACAUCACCAAUCAAUGCAACAUUAUUCCUCAUUAUUAAAUAAUGGCACAUUAAAACGCCUAUCUGAUUUUAACGCCAUAAACCAUCAUGUUAAGCAAGAAGGAAAUUCGGAAAAAAGCCUCAAGCAAAUUCCACCCGAUAAUAAAAAUCAAUAUAUUUCGCAAAUAAAUCCUAUUAAAUUGGAGGCAGUUAACCACGAAAAUGAUAGAUCUCCAAAUAGUUCAAAUACUGAACCAAACGAAGAACGAAAUUAUCAUUCCUCGUCUCCAUAUGAAAAUUACGUCCCAUCGGCAGUUUUAAACCGAUAUUAUUCUCAAUAUUCUAAUAAAUCGCUUCUAUCCAAUUACCCAAACUUUUUUCCUAAUAACUUGAAUCAUUCCUCGAACCCCAACGAAAUAAACUCUCACCCACUAAUAAAUCCACAUAAUCCUACAACGAUGUCAAAUGACCUUAGAGAUAUGAUAUCUCUCUAUUUGCCUCCUCAAGCAUCACACCCAUCUCUGCAUCCCAUGAAUCCAUCUCUGUGUAUGAGCGCUUUACCACCUGGAAUUCAGCUUGGUAAUUCCUCUACCCAAUUUUCACAAACCAGUUCUCACCCAUAUCCUAAUUAUUUUACCAACCCAUCUCUAAAUAGUGCUGCAUUAGGUACUCAUCUUAAUUAUUAA
Messenger RNA from Gordionus sp. m RMFG-2023, 1671 nucleotides. Its product is annotated as transcription factor Sox-17-beta.1-like. The transcript has a single exon. Bases 1 to 1671 code for a protein of 556 amino acids. NCBI's taxonomy places the organism in Eukaryota, Metazoa, Nematomorpha, Gordioida, Chordodea, Parachordodidae. The record is from RefSeq and is a predicted model, not a curated record. Gene Ontology annotation, biological process: regulation of DNA-templated transcription; anatomical structure morphogenesis; cell differentiation. Gene Ontology annotation, molecular function: DNA-binding transcription factor activity, RNA polymerase II-specific; RNA polymerase II cis-regulatory region sequence-specific DNA binding.